GGCAGGCAGAGGGGCUUCACUAGCAGACACAGUGGCCAGGCAGCCAGUCAAGGACGAGGAGGAGAUAACAUCAAGAUGCCGAAGACUGAGGAAACUGUGUUCCAUAAUGAUCCCAGUGUAGCAGAGAAUGGGGCCCCUGAGCCUAAAACACCAGGGCAGAGCCAGAAAAGCAAGAGUUUCUGUUUACAUGACCAGUGUCCUGAUCUGAUAGAGACAGUUAAUGAAGUUUCCAAGCUGAGCAUUGCACAUGAAAUCGUAGUAAACCAAGAUUUCUACGUGGAAGAGACCAUUUUACCUCCAAACAGUGUAGAAGGCAGGUUUGCGGAGGCAAUGUACAAUGCUUUUUGGAACCAUCUGAAGGAACAACUAUUGAGUACUCCUCCUGACUUCACCUGUGCUCUUGAACUUCUAAAAGAUGUUAAGGAGACCUUGCUAUCACUGCUAUUACCAUGGCAGAACCGCCUAAGAAAUGAGAUAGAAGAAGCUCUGGACACAGAUCUCCUCAAGCAGGAAGCAGAACAUGGGGCCCUGGAUGUCCCUCAUCUUUCUAACUACAUUCUCAAUUUGAUGACUCUGCUAUGUGCACCAGUUCGAGAUGAAGCGAUACAGAAACUAGAGGCCAUAACAGAUCCAGUGCAGUUACUGAGGGGCAUCUUCCGUGUUCUGGGCCUAAUGAAAAUGGACAUGGUGAACUAUACCAUCCAGAGCUUUCGACCUUACCUGCAGGAGCAUUCCAUCCAGUAUGAACAAGCUAAAUUCCAGGAACUCCUUGAUAAACAGCCCAGUCUCCUCGAUUAUACCACAAAAUGGCUAACCAAAGCAGCCACAGACAUCACUACACCAUGUCCGAGUUCUCCUGACUCACCUAGCUCCUCUCGCAGCGUGGCGUGUUCACUUCCAAACGGGGCAGGUAACAACUCAGAGCCCCCGAGUCCAACAAUGGUGCUAUACCAAGGCUACCUGAACCUCCUCCUCUGGGAUCCUGAGAACGAAGAAUUCCCUGAGACUCUGCUGAUGGACAGAACCCGGCUCCAGGAAAUGGCGUUCCAGUUGCACCAGUUAACUGUCCUGGCCUCAGUCUUGCUAGUGGCCAGAAGCUUCUCUGGUGAAAUUUUAUUCAGCUCACCUGAAUUUGUGGAUAGACUGAAAUGCAUCACCAAGGCCCUAACUGAGGAAUUUAUCUCCAGGCCUGAAGAGACUAUGCUGAGUGUGAGUGAACAGGUGUCUCAGGAAAUCCAUCAAGGCCUUGAGGACAUGGGCCUCACUACUCUGAGCAGUGAAAACACAGCAUCUCUUCUAGGCCAACUCCAGAACAUCACCAAGAAAGAAAACUGCAUUCGGAGCAUUGUUGAUCAGCGGAUCCGUUUGUUUCUCAAAUGCUGUUUGCUUCAUGGCAUGCAGGAGUCUCUGCUACACUUUCCUGGAGGCCUCAUUCUCAUCGAAAGGGAGUUGGCAGAACUGGGCUGGAAGUUUCUCAAUCUGAUGCAUCAUAAUCAGCAGGUAUUUGGCCCAUACUAUGCUGAGAUCCUAAAAAACAUCAUCCAUCCAGCUCAAGCACAAGAAACAGUUGUGGAGCAUAACUGAUAGUGCUGGACCCCAGCCAUGGCAACAGGGAUCCAGGAGAGAGAGGUCAGCAUGUUUCUGGGAGGACAUCACCUGUGGUUAGUCGAACACUCAGCCCUCUUCCUUGCUACAACCAGGACACAGGGAUGCAGGGGUCAAGCAUGUAAACACCAAAUGGCCCAAUCCCCUUCACUAAUAAACUUCUGAGCUGCAAGAAAA
Messenger RNA from Rhinopithecus roxellana (golden snub-nosed monkey), 1782 nucleotides. RefSeq names its product T-complex protein 11 X-linked protein 2. The transcript is spliced from 10 exons. The record is from RefSeq and is a predicted model, not a curated record. Gene Ontology annotation, biological process: regulation of sperm capacitation. Gene Ontology annotation, cellular component: sperm flagellum; acrosomal vesicle. The coding region runs from base 76 to 1584 and encodes 502 amino acids. NCBI's taxonomy places the organism in Eukaryota, Metazoa, Chordata, Mammalia, Primates, Cercopithecidae.